This is a messenger RNA of Salmo salar (Atlantic salmon), 2274 nucleotides long. RefSeq names its product BUB3-interacting and GLEBS motif-containing protein ZNF207. Gene Ontology annotation, cellular component: kinetochore; spindle matrix; nucleus. Gene Ontology annotation, biological process: mitotic spindle assembly; attachment of spindle microtubules to kinetochore; mitotic spindle assembly checkpoint signaling. NCBI's taxonomy places the organism in Eukaryota, Metazoa, Chordata, Actinopteri, Salmoniformes, Salmonidae. Gene Ontology annotation, molecular function: microtubule binding. The record is from RefSeq and is a predicted model, not a curated record.
AAUUGUGCACGUGUUCCAUCAGCACAGCAUUGUGGGUGCUAUCAUAAUCCACUUCCUCCACUUCAAGAAGCGCCAUUUUCGGCGUUGUCAUUACAGCAUGUCGCUAAUGUUUAUGGCAUAAUAAGAACGAAUUUCACUGUGUGUUAUUAUACGUUAGCUUUCCAAGUACUAUCUGAAAGAUGGGGCGAAAGAAGAAGAAGCAGAUGAAGCCAUGGUGCUGGUAUUGUAAUCGAGAUUUCGAUGAUGAAAAGAUCCUCAUCCAACAUCAAAAGGCCAAACAUUUUAAGUGCCAUAUAUGUCACAAGAAGUUGUACACUGGUCCAGGGCUGGCAAUCCACUGUAUGCAGGUUCACAAAGAGACCAUCGACGGGGUCCCCAACGCUAUACCAGGAAGGGUAGACAUAGAAUUGGAAAUCUAUGGCAUGGAAGGAAUUCCAGAGAAGGAUAUGCAGGAGAGGAGACGGACAUUGGAACAAAAGCAGGAGAGCCAGAAGAAGAAGCAGAAUCAGGAUGACUCUGACGAGGAUGACGACGAUGAUGAUGCUCCAGGCCCUUCGUUCAUUCAGCAACAGAUGCCUGCUGCCCAGCCCCAGGCUAGCUACGUCCCUCCCAUGGCCCAGCCCAGCAUCCCCCCCGGGGCCAGGGCUCCAGGCAUACCACCAGGAGCUUACUCAGGAAUGCCCCCUAUGAUGCCAGGUCACGGUGUCCCGCCCAUGAUGCAUGGGAUGCCCCCUGGUAUGCACGGAAUGCCACCAGGCAUGAUGCACGGGAUGGGAGGGAUGAUGCCUCCAAUGAUGCAAGGGAUGCCCGGUAUGCCGCCAGGAAUGCCACCUCACAUGGGUCACCGUCCUGGUAUUCCCCACAUGGCCCAGGCCCCCACCCCGGCAGGGAUGCCCCGACCCGCAGCAGCUGCCCCUGCUGCCGUCAGCAAGCCCCUGUUCCCCAGCGCAGUACAGAUGGGCUCUCAUGUUCCAAACACCAUCACAGCCUCUCCCAGUAGCACUGCAGACUCUCAGUCUGCUGCCUCUAAGCCUCUGUUGUCUAACACUCCACAAGCCCAGCAGAGUGCCUCUGGAGCUGUGCCCCACAGCGCGCCCUCCACCUCAUCUGACCCUCCCAAAGCAACAUUCCCCGCCUACACCCAGUCCUCUGCCUCCUCCUCUAACCCCCCUAGUAACACCGUAGCCAAGCCCCCUGCCACAGUGACCAGUAAGCCAGCCACCCUCACCACCAUGAGUGCAACCAGUAAGUUGAUCCACCCUGAUGAGGAUAUCUCACUGGAGGAGCGACGGGCUCAGUUGCCCCGGUACCAGCGUAACGUGCCCAGGCAGGGGCAGGUCCACAUGUCUGCCCCUCCUGUGGCGGCUGUGGGCAGCAUGAUGCCCCCACAGCAGGGCAUGCCCCCCCAGCAGCCUGGCAUGAGGCACCCUAUGCAUGGUCAGUAUGGUGGUCCCCCCCAGGGCAUGCCUGGCUACAUGCAGGGCGGGAUGCCUCCGUAUGGGCAGGGCCCUCCGAUGGGAUACCAAGGAGGGCCUCCCAUGGGCAUGAGGCCCCCCGUCAUGUCUCCUGCAGGACGAUACUGAAGAAGUCGCAACGACCUGGCCCCUCACUAGGUUUGGCGGUUAAACCUUUUCUCACCUUGUGCUUUUUAAAACUAGCCCAAGCCAAUGAGCAGUAAGACCAACCAGUGAUGGUGAAGAAAAGUAUUGAUGAGAAAAAAUAUAUAUACGCAGCACACGGACAUUUAACAUGACAUCUUUAAUGGGGAAAAAACAUAGAAAAAACAAAACACACCAACUUGAUGAUAAUGACAACUUUGUCGUUGUGCAGAUUUGAUACAUGUAUGGUGUUUUUCUUCUCAUGUUUCACUCAGGUUUGUAGAAGUGAAGUGUGUUAAAUAUGGUUCAUAUUGUUUUGACUGCUCGCUGCUGGAGUAACAUGAUCGUACCCCCCCCUUACAAAAAGGCAAGUUUCCUGUAAAUAUAUGAUUUUCUGUUGUGUAGAGUAAGUCGGUGACGAGGCCCUCACAGCACACUUUGUGUGUUGUUGGACGCCCUGUCCCCAACCGUAUGGUUGGUGAGGGUCCUCCUUUAUGAUGACGAUUCCAACUGUUUAGUAGUUUACCACCAGAUCUAUGGAUUAUUAUUAUCUAUCAGUCUCUAGCUUCAUUCUUAUUUCAGGUUUAUUCCAUGAUCAAAAGGGUAACUUGUGUGAAUUUAUUCUCUGUACUGUUUUAAACAAUCUAUGUUGUAAUAAAACUCACUUAAAAUCCAA